AUGAAACCUGUUGAAGUUGUUAGUAAAAAUAUUAAAAUAUUAAAACAAACUGUAUUUGAAAGUUUAACUCAUUGUCAUGUUAAAAUCAAAUUUAAAUUAAAUCAACAUGUAAGGAUAAGUAACCAUAAGCAUGUCUUUGACAAAGAAUAUAAACCAAAUUGGACAAACGAAAUAUUCACAAUUACUAAAAUUAAUAAAACAUCACCUGUAAUGUAUAAGCUUAAAGAUUAUCAAGAGAAUCCAAUACAAGGAAGCUUUUAUAAUGAAGAGCUACAAAAAGUUCGACAUUCCGACAUUGAUUUAAUUAAAAAAGUUCUAAAAAGACGUGGGAAUAAGAUGUAUGUAAAAUAUCUUGGAUUUGACAAUAGUUAUAAUCAAUGGAUAGAUAAUCAAUAA
Messenger RNA from Aphidius gifuensis, 396 nucleotides. RefSeq lists its product as uncharacterized. NCBI's taxonomy places the organism in Eukaryota, Metazoa, Arthropoda, Insecta, Hymenoptera, Braconidae. The transcript has a single exon. The record is from RefSeq and is a predicted model, not a curated record. The coding region runs from base 1 to 396 and encodes 131 amino acids.